Corapipo altera (White-ruffed manakin) is the source of this 3791-nucleotide messenger RNA. RefSeq names its product G protein-coupled receptor 63 (gene GPR63). The coding region runs from base 568 to 1827 and encodes 419 amino acids. The transcript has 4 exons. Lineage: Eukaryota; Metazoa; Chordata; Aves; Passeriformes; Pipridae. Gene Ontology annotation, cellular component: membrane. Gene Ontology annotation, molecular function: G protein-coupled receptor activity. Gene Ontology annotation, biological process: G protein-coupled receptor signaling pathway. The record is from RefSeq and is a predicted model, not a curated record.
AGAGCCGCCGCCGAAGCCAAUGGGGAGGCGGCGCUGAGCGGGCUGCCCUCCGCGGGAGUCGGCAGCCGAGGGCAGCGGCGCGGCUGGCGAGCAAGCAAUGCCUCUCACUUCUCCGCUUGCGCUUCCCUUCCUCCUCCCGCUCCCGGCUCUGAAGCUUUUGUUUUCCCCAGCUGCUGCGAUGGCAGGAAACUUCCCGGAGGGAUGGGUUCAGGCCGCGCUUGUGCUGCGCCGGGCUCCGCAGGGCACCGGCCGCGCCGAGAGGUUAUUUGGGAAGGGAAUACUUUGUUGAACACAACAGCACAAGAUGACUUAUAAUUCCUGCUCUUCGUGGGAACCUGUCUGGAUUGUCCCUGCAGAAUGCUACAGCUUCCUUUCCUCUUCAGUGUUCUUGUCUUGUGGAGUCAUAAACCUCAGUGGAACUUGGGAUGGAAAUACUGACAUGAACUUAAGAACUUUGAUGCUUUCAGACAUUGAAUUUUGAUUGUUAAACGAUCAGUUAAAAAUACUGCCUGAACAAGAUGAAAUGCCUUGAAGACUUUUGGUUCUGCUUUCAUUUCUCCUGAAGCAAUGGUUUUCUCAGCAAUGUUGACACUGGCCCACUCUGGGACCUCAAAUGCUACUUUUAUUGUCUAUGAAAAUGCCUAUACGAAUUUUACCACUCCCCAGUUCUUGCUUCAUAGUGGCACAACACAGCCAUUGAGAUAUAGUUCAGGUGUUGUGCUCACCACUGAGAGAAGUACUUUUCUGGUAAACACUACAGCUAUCCUACCAUCGCAAGAAGUUUUCAGGAGCUUGAGUUUGCCACUCCAGAUCAUUCUUUCUGCUGCUAUGAUAUUUAUCCUAUUGGUUUCUUUCCUUGGAAACUUUGUUGUCUGCCUCAUGGUCUACCAGAAGGCAGCUAUGCGAUCUGCAAUUAACAUCCUCUUAGCAAGCCUGGCUUUUGCAGACCUGCUGCUGGCAGUGCUGAAUAUGCCAUUUGCUCUUAUAACAAUCAUUACCACUCAAUGGAUUUUUGGGGAUAUAUUUUGCAGAGUUUCUGCCAUGUUCUUUUGGCUUUUUGUCAUAGAGGGGGUAGCCAUUCUUCUCAUUAUUAGUAUUGACCGAUUUCUUAUCAUAGUUCAGAGGCAAGAUAAACUGAACCCUUACCGUGCAAAGAUUCUCAUUGUGAUUUCCUGGGCGGCAUCCUUUGUUGUUGCUUUUCCAUUAUCAGUAGGGAAUCCUAACCUGCAGAUACCCUCGAGAGCACCUCAGUGUGUUUUUGGCUACUCUACAAGCCCAGGCUACCGAGCCUAUGUGAUAGUUAUCUUGCUAAUUUCUUUUUUUAUUCCCUUCCUGGUAAUGCUGUAUUCUUUUAUGGGCAUACUCAACACCGUCCGCCACAAUGCAGUUCGUAUCCAUAGCCACCCUGAUAGCAUAUGUCUCAGCCAGGCCAGCAAACUUGGUCUCAUGAGCUUACAGAGACCUUUUCAGAUGAAUAUUGAUAUGAGCUUUAAAACUCGUGCCUUCACAACCAUCUUGAUUUUAUUCCUUGUCUUCAUAGUCUGUUGGGCACCAUUCACCACUUACAGCCUUAUUGCCACGUUCAACAGCCACUUCUACUACAAGCACAACUUUUUUGAGAUAAGCACUUGGCUCCUUUGGCUCUGCUACCUCAAGUCUGCACUGAACCCACUGAUUUACUACUGGAGGAUUAAGAAGUUUCAUGAUGCAUGCUUAGACUUGAUGCCCAAAUUCUUCAAGUUUCUGCCACAGCUACCUGGCCAUACAAGGCGGCGCAUUCGACCCAGUGCCAUCUAUGUGUGUGGGGAGCACCGGUCGGUGGUUUGAAACUGUGGCUCUUUGACAAUGAUUGUUGUAUUUUGGGAUUGUUUUCCGGCUUUAGGUUGAAUUUUGUUUUGUUUCAUAUGGCUUUUUCAGUAUGGCCAUAUCUUAUAACUUGAUUUAGUUUUCCACUACUCUGUGCAAUUUUGGGAAGAUAGAGGGAGGGAAAGUGAUUGGUUAUAGUUGGGUUUACUACCAGAACACAAUGUAAACAAAAUAACAAAUGUUACCUCUGGGAUUCCAUGGAAAUCCAUUCUUUUAAAUGAAAACUACAUUUGUAACAUUUUGUCAGGUUUAUGCUUACUAGGCCUGCAAUCUAAUUGUAGGGACUUUUUAUGCUGCUAAGAUAUGGUGUAUUUAGUUGGUGUAAUUUUUCUGAAAAAUGUUGCUGCUGUCUGCCAAUAUAAUAGAUCCAAAAAGUCUCGUUAGAUUACUUCUAUUUAAUUUAACAGUAUUUCAGAAGUUUUCAUUAUAGCAUUAGAAAACUUUUUUUAAUAUUUCCAUUAAUAUUUUUGUGCACUUUACAAAAUUUGCUAUAUAAUUUGUUCAUUGGAAUAUUUUAUUCUGUAUUGAAGGUGUAUUAUUAUUGCUGUUAAAAUUUGUUAUGUUGGUGAAUUUCAGUGAAAGACCCACGUAAGUUGUAGGAGGGCAAUUUAUGUUGGUAUAGCUACAUGUACAUAAAUUUGCUGUUUUUUUAACAAUUGGUCAAAAGUAACUAACUGCUCAGUUAUCAGAGGAGUUAAAAGGAGAAAACAGAGGAAUGGAAUGGAAAGAGAGCAACAAAAAUUCCAUGACCUGAGGUUUAGGCUAACACAAGAUUUAAUAAGAUAGUGUUCAUGUGAAAAUUAUUAUGAGGUAAAGGGUGACUGUAGUUAUUACUUGAGGCUGUUGCAAGCUACUCAAACCUGAUGAUAUGCCUGAAAACCUAUCUGAAAUAGUGAUUUUUGGUUCUGCAAUUUAUACUGUGUUUUUGUAGUGAUGUUUCUGCUCAGAGCUCAUAUAAGGCUGGAUAUGCUCUACACUGUUGAAAUCAUGCUGUCAGGCAUUUGUUGGGAUAGAAUUAGAAAUAGUAGGGUAAACCAGAAAAGAGAUGGCAAAUAACCCAUAGCUGAGGUUAGGAUUUAGUCUAUAUAGUAAUUACAGGGGAAGAAAAAAUCCUCAACUUGCUUGUUUUACAAUUUAAGUAUUGGACCAAAACCAUAAACAGACAAUCACAGAAUCAUAGAAUGGCUUGGUUUUGAAGGGAUCAUAAAGAUCAUCUAACUCCAACUCCACUGCCAUGAGUACGGACGCCUUCCACUAGAUCAGAUUGCUCAAAACCCCAUCCUUCCUGGCCUUGAACACUUCCAGGGAUGGAGCAUCCACAGCUUCUUUGGGUACCCCAUUCCAGUGCCUCACCUCCCUCACAGGGAAGAAGUUAUUCCUGUAUCUUAUCUAAAUCUACCCUCUUUCAGCCAUUACCCCUUAUAACAGUCAGCCAGCAGAAUUUGCUGGGAAUGUAAGUUAAAUUCCCCUUUUCCCUCUGAUACUACUUUACAUUGAUUUUUUUUUCAUUGCCUCUUUGUCUCAGUAGUGGCUGCUGCCUCAAGGGUUUAUUCUACUGUUCUCAUCUAUUAGGCAUCAGCUUCUCUCCCUGAAUGCCAAACUACCUUUCUGAUUAAUGUCAGGCUGUCUUGAUACCUGCCUGGAAAGCAGAAAGGCGAAGAUUUUCCUUAAUGAUGGCAAAUCAGACUCAGAUUAUUUUUUUUUCAAUCAGCUAAAUAAAUAUUUAUUGUGAGAUAAGUAAAAUUAAGAUUUGGGUUUGGGCUUUGAAGCUCAGAGCUUUUUGCUCUGAGACUGGGGAAAAAUGCCUGUAAAAUUUGUAUGUCCUUGCAGUGAGCUUUUUGAGCUGAUGACUGAGAACAGGGGCAUUGAUGUACAACAAACCUAACAACCAGAGCUAGAAUUUGGGCUUCUCUUGCUUCCGUCUC